Molecule: messenger RNA, 2048 nt
Organism: Oryza brachyantha (malo sina)
Lineage: Eukaryota; Viridiplantae; Streptophyta; Magnoliopsida; Poales; Poaceae
Product: monoacylglycerol lipase-like
Exons: 7
Coding region: 423-1586 (387 amino acids)
Cellular component (GO): membrane
Molecular function (GO): lipase activity
Source: RefSeq, a predicted model, not a curated record
CACUUCUCUUUUUUGGUGAGCGGCGAUUAAUGCGCGGAGUUUUGAAAUUUUCUUCGUCUUCCAAGUUGCGCUGCGCGAGACGAGACGGCCCGAUUUCGACUCGAGCAUCUGGCUCCGGGGGGAUUGAUUCGAUCGAUCGGCGAGGCAGGGCGGACGCGGUCGUGGGAUUUUUAUCGCUUUUGAGAGGAGCGGGGGUUGAGUGAUUCGGUUUUUGUCAUCGUUGUCGCGGGCGGUUGGAGGAUUAAUUCCGCUGGAGGGAGGUCCAUUUUUAGGGCGGUGGCGGCGCGAUCGGUCCGGGGAUUGGGAGGCUUGCUUUUUCUAGGGCGAGGGCGGCCGCGGCGACCACCACCACGAUCGACAGCCCCGCGCUCUCGGCCUGCGUCGCCGCCGCGCGCGCGUGAAGGAGGAAGAGGCUGCGGAGGAUGGCAGGGAGCAUGCAGGCCGCGGAGGCGGCGGGGCGGCUCAGCGCGCUGCUGUCGCUGCUCGCGCUGCGGCGGAUCCUCGCCCUGCUCCAGCCGCUCGUCCUGCUCCUUCUCCUGCCCUUCCGGUGGCGCGCGCGGCCGGGCGCCGUCGCCGUGGCCGCGGCGGACGCCGUGGCCGCGUCGGCGCCGUCGAGCGGGAAGAAGGGGAAGGCCGUCGUGCUGCGGGUGCCGGCCGGGUCACCGAUCGUGGCCGCGCGGCGGCAGGCGUCGGCGCGCCGGGAGGUCGCCGCGCGGCGGGCGCGCGAGGCCGGCCGGGAGUACGAGCUCAUCCCCACCCAGCGCGGCGAGACUCUGUUCACGCAGUGCUGGUGGCCCCACGCAUCCUCCUCCACCAUUAAGCCAAGGGCGCUCGUCGUAGUCAUGCACGGGUUGAACGAACACAGUGGGAGGUAUGAUCAUCUAGCUAGGAGGUUGAACGACAUCGGUAUCAAGGUUUAUGGGAUGGAUUGGACUGGUCAUGGUGGAAGUGAUGGUCUUCAUGGAUACGUGCAAUCUCUUGACCAUGCUGUCAGUGACUUGAAAAUGUAUCUCAAGAAAGUUUUAGCUGAUAACCCUGGUCUUCCAUGCUUCUGUUUUGGCCAUUCAACUGGUGGAGGCAUCAUUUUGAAGGCUGUGCUUGAUCCAGAGGUAGAGACUUGUGUUAAGGGUAUCGUCUUGACAUCACCAGCUGUUCGUGUUCAGCCUGCGCAUCCAAUCAUAAAGGUCAUGGCCCCAGUUUUUGCCCUCAUAGCACCAAGGUACCAGUUCACAGCUUCACACAGGAACGGGCCACCGGUAUCUCGUGACCCUGAAGCACUGAAAGCAAAAUAUUCAGACCAGCUUGUGUUCACCGGUGCCAUCCGAGUCAGAACAGGCUAUGAGAUCCUACUCCUGACAUCGUAUUUGCAACAGCACUUGCACAGGAUCACUGUCCCGAUGCUGGUGCUGCAUGGCGCGGACGACAUGGUGACCGAUCCCGAAGGAUCACAGAAACUGUACCAAGAAGCUUCAUCCUCGGACAAGUCCCUCAAUCUUUACAACGGGCUGCUGCACGAUCUCCUCAUCGAGCCUGAGAAGGAGAAGAUCAUGGGUGACAUUGUGGAUUGGUUGAGCCCGAGAAUUUGACAGCUGAUAUCCAUUCAAUAGGACACGGUCUCUGAUCAUCCGCGGAGCGCGAGGGGGCAGGAAUGCGCAUCCCGGCCUCCCGAUGGUGAUGACGCGGUUUGAUCAUCCUCUACAGAGCUCGAGGAGGGCGAGCAGUGCUGCAAUGCCGCCGGCCCUCCCGGCGUUCAUAACAUCAUCAUACCACGACGACCAUUGCUUCUACUUAUGUUACGUGUUGCUGCUGUACCAGGCGAUGGGUCGGCCUACUACUGUCGCUGGCCAGCCAUGGUAUCCCGGAAAAUUUUUUUUGGCAAGGGAUACGCCUGUGUAAGAUGUUCGUAUCGUAUCGCCCUGUGUGGCUGCAUGUGUGGUGUCCAAUAAUUUAGAAUGCCCUUUCCCCUCCGAUGUGGGGUGACGUUUUCUGCGUCGCAAUGUAAUCAGAUUUUGCAGCAGAAUCUAUAUAUUUCCCUGGAUUGCCUGAGA